UGCAGCAGCAGUGUGUGUUCCCAUCACCAAGAGAGAGCGCGACGUUGAACGGAAAGCAACAUCACCGCCUUUUCUACCGGGCAUCUUCACCAACCAACACCGAACUCGACUGGAAACACACACAAGUAUACUCAGACUUUCCUCCAGAGUUCCCCCACCUCCUUCUCAAAAUGUCCGUGGGCAGUGACUUUGGAAACCCUUUAAGAAAAUUCAAACUGGUCUUUCUGGGGGAGCAGAGUGUUGGAAAGACGUCUCUGAUCACCCGGUUCAUGUAUGACAGCUUUGACAACACGUAUCAGGCCACAAUUGGAAUUGACUUCCUGUCGAAAACCAUGUACUUGGAAGAUCGAACGCCUCCUCAGCUUUCUGUCUGUGAACCCCAGGUGAGGCUGCAGCUGUGGGACACGGCGGGGCAGGAGCGCUUCAGGAGCCUCAUCCCCAGCUACAUCCGGGACUCCACCGUGGCCGUGGUGGUCUACGACAUCACAAAUGUUAAUUCAUUCCAGCAGACAUCAAAAUGGAUCGAGGAUGUGAGAACAGAGAGAGGAAGUGAUGUCAUCAUUAUGCUGGUUGGCAAUAAAACAGACCUGUCCGAUAAGAGGCAAAUCACAAUUGAGGAAGGUGAACAGAGGGCUAAAGAUCUGAGCGUCAUGUUCAUAGAGACCAGCGCCAAGACGGGUUACAACGUCAAACAGCUGUUUCGGCGCGUGGCAGCUGCUCUCCCGGGAAUGGAAAGUAUGCAGGAAUCAAGCAAAGAAGGGAUGAUCGACAUCAAGUUGGGCAAACCGCAGGAGCCUCAGACUACUGAAGGAGGCUGCUCCUGUUAAUACUCAGCCUCAUCCUGGGAUAAACACAUCAUCUACACCACAUGCUUGUUAUGUUGCUUCCUAUUGGUUAACCUGCAGUUGACUUCUGCAAGUUGUGAAUCUGGCCUCCUCACCUGACUGUCAGUCACCGGUUGGAACUAACAAUAUGUGAAUUUGGUUUUAAAGUAGUUUAGUCUACUAUGUAAAUGAAACUGCCAUAAAGUCUGACAUCUUGCAAAAAAGAAAGUACAAAAGACAAAGAUGUGAAACAAUCAAACAAGUUAUUUUAUGUGGAUACUUUUUUUUUAAGUAAAAAAGGAAGUCUCCCCAGUUUCUGUUUUAUAUUUUUGUAUAUUCAGGGAAAUCUCUCUGGAAAGGUUGUUUUUUUGAAAGAUGCAAACAAAGCUCUUUUUUGAGGGCUUGAUAAGAGCAGAUGGUUUUGGAUGUAUGUUUAUGGAUCCCACUAUUGUUACAGGCAAACAUAGAAUUCCUCCCAACACUAUUGCAGUAAAUGUAUUCCUGUCCUAACCUCCGACCAGGCUGUGCCACGAAAUGAUCCAACGGCCCAAUCUUCAAAAACACAAUUUUUUUCCACCAAUCAAAAAUGCCCACUGCAAAUAAACAAGAAAAUGAACUCAAAUGAAAUGAUCAAGUCCAGGCAAGAGUCCUUUCUGUGCAUUGUAUUCCUAAAGGUUUACCUCUCUUCCCUGGGCCUGUCCUCUGGUCUCCUCGUGUUUACCCUGAUAAAUCAAACUGGUGCUCUCCACCACCACCUGUCUCCAAUAUAUACAAUUACACCAGGUGCCCAAAUACACCUUCAAAAUAAAAGCUUAAAACUACUUUAACUAACUAAUAAUAACACUAAAUAACAUUACAUUACUCACAAAAACAAUGAGAAAUUAAAUGUUUAGCUAUUCAAUCAUAUACAUCAAAAUAUAGCUCUAACAGGACAUGUUUCAAACUAUUAGGAUUUCCUAGUAAUUGGUCUUUGUGCCAAUGGGCAGCCCUACACAUUGUCAAUAUUCCCCGUAUACAUACACUUAAGGAUCUUUUUACUCAAACAACCAGUUUUAUCCUUUCAGCCUCCAGUCCAUAACCCCUGUGGGAUCCAUAACUGUGCAAACAGGAAGUGGUCAGCAACAUCUUGAGUAUAUAAUGCAUGCCUUGUCUUUGAGCAUAGGUACUGUCUACCAGUGAACACAAUAUGUACAUUUACACCAGUGACUUAAUGCACUCUCAUGAUGACUGUCUUUUUGUUGAUGUCUAACUGGAUUUGUAUACUUGACAUCAGAAUAUCUCUUUGUCAUGUGUGUGUGUAAAUGUGUGCUUUCUGUAUAGGCAACAUUAGAAUGCAGUUCUAUAGAGGGCCACUUCCAAGUCGUUUCAAUUGCCACAUAAAGGCUUCAUAAUAGGUCUCCCCCCUCACAACAACAUGACGUGGCAUUGUGUGAUUCUGGUGGUCUGCACAGUGGAGAAUCACAGAGGAACAGGAGCUGCAGACUGAUCUCACACACACGUAAUCCAGUUCCAUUCCUGACAGAAGACUUAUUUGCACGUGUAGACCUUUCAGGUGAAUAUGAAGCACCGUAAAGCUUCAUAGUAAAUGUAAAGUCACUUAAUCCAAGAGCUGUGUGAGUGUCACGUGUCCCACUUCUUUGCUGCUUGUGUUUAAACUGACAAAUGACGUUAUGCAAUGUUGUUUCAUUUUGUUCUUUUGUUUCAGAGCCAGGUAUCAUAAAACACUGGCGCUGGAGUCAGACGCUAUUGAGAACACUACUUUUGAUUUGACUUGAAGUGAAAUCUUACUGCACUUUUGAAGAACAUGGUUUAUUAUUUAUAGUGACGAUGUAAGUCCUAGACACAUGGUCAAAAUAAUCUUAAUGUACAGAACAGUUGGAGUCCUGUGUUUUAGAGUAGACUCGUUAAUUGUUCACACAUUGUUGUCCAAAAAGGAAGCACUCUUGUAAAAACUGGUGAACCUUUCUAGCCCACAUAAAGAGCCAAAUAAUAAUAAGAGAUCCAACAUGGCAGGAGAGAUUGGUUUUGGGAAUGAGAAGGUUUCUUUUCAAUUUAUAAUUGCUGAAAAUGAAAGUGAUAAUAUAAGCCUCUGUUGCUGCCUAUUUAUUAUCUCAAACAGGAAUGUACUGCUCUCAUUACCCACCACUCAGCCUUGUAAGGAGAGCACUUUAAAAAUCACUCAAUGGGUAUUUAUUUUUAAAUUAGGACAAAUGAUCAAUCAGUUCAUUAGACGUCCCUUUGUAUUUAUUCCCUUAAAGAAGAGUCCCUUUUAGAGUCCCAUCUCAGCAGUCCCUGGGAAUGGACCCGGUGUCUCUGCAUGUCGGUGGGGUGUUCCCGGGGUGUGUGUGUGUGUGUUCUGCUCUCAUUCAACUGUACAGAGAUCUAGCAUGUCUCUCCAAAUGAUUAAUAAAGAUGUCUUAUUAAUUACCAAA
Messenger RNA from Gymnodraco acuticeps, 3256 nucleotides. RefSeq names its product RAB6B, member RAS oncogene family a (gene rab6ba). Gene Ontology annotation, molecular function: GTPase activity; GTP binding. Lineage: Eukaryota; Metazoa; Chordata; Actinopteri; Perciformes; Bathydraconidae. The coding region runs from base 171 to 827 and encodes 218 amino acids. The record is from RefSeq and is a predicted model, not a curated record. The transcript has 8 exons.